AUGGCGAACCUUUUCCCGGCUUACAAAAGGGAGUCCUUUGCGGAUGCACGCUGCGGCCAGCCGUUCCCCGUCAUGAAGCUGCCGGUGGAGAUCCGCCUGAUGAUUUGGGAAUACGCCCUGCCGCAAUCCCGCGUUUACGAAGUCAUGGACGCCCCGAAUGCAAGCCAGAAGACGCCGGCUGCUGCAGGGCUCAUGUUCGCCAACGUCCGAGAUGAACCACCACCAGCCCUGGGCGGAGUCUGUCACGAGACGAGAGUGUUCGUCCUGCAGCGCUACAGACCUCUUACACUGUCCGUCACCACAAAAUAUGUCGAUUUGUCGCGCGAUGUCCUCCUGCUCGAGCCGUACUUGCUGGUCAAGCGGCUACUCCGAACGCUGCACUUUUUCAGCCAGAUCCCCCUUGUCCGAGACAGUCUCAGCCGGCUUGCAUUCGGAACAUCGUACGGCCUGUACACUGGCAUCUGCCACCCCGUCCUCAGUUGGAAAGUCUCCAAGACGAACAUGGCGACGCUGCUGGCCCGCCUCGCUAAAUUUCCGAAACUGAGAAAGCUGGUCUUUGUCGUCCAUCAGGAAUUCCAGUUCGACUUUGACGUGCAUUACCCGUACGCGGCACCGCAAUCUGCGAAUAGUAAUCUUGGGGCCCUCCGCCCGCAGCAGGUGCACCAAGGAUACCGCUUCAAAUUCGACAUUGAGUCGCAUCUCAAUUACACGCAGCCCCGACACCCGCAUUCGAACGAGUUUCUUUACUACCCGCUGGCCGUGGAAGAGGACAAGGAUGACUGUUUCGACAAGGACGACCUUGAAGACGAAGCCGACCUUUACGAAUCAUGGCCGACGAAUGACGACUGGCGGCGGUUUAGACGGAGGUUUCAUAGGUCGAUGCAUCUAGCUGUCGAGAAGGGCCCAUCUUCAAGUCCUCGGCCAAGGAUAAUGCCCACGUUGGAAGGUGCGAGCUUGCUUUGGAGGUACACCAAGGCACGGCGUCAUUGA
Molecule: messenger RNA, 990 nt
Organism: Colletotrichum gloeosporioides
Lineage: Eukaryota; Fungi; Ascomycota; Sordariomycetes; Glomerellales; Glomerellaceae
Exons: 1
Coding region: 1-990 (329 amino acids)
Source: RefSeq, a predicted model, not a curated record